Molecule: messenger RNA, 1797 nt
Organism: Penicillium macrosclerotiorum
Lineage: Eukaryota; Fungi; Ascomycota; Eurotiomycetes; Eurotiales; Aspergillaceae
Product: alpha-keto acid decarboxylase family protein
Exons: 3
Coding region: 1-1797 (598 amino acids)
Molecular function (GO): carboxy-lyase activity; thiamine pyrophosphate binding; magnesium ion binding
Source: RefSeq, a predicted model, not a curated record
AUGCACCUUGCAGAGUAUCUUUUCCGCCGUCUCCACCAGAUUGACAUCCGAGCUGUUUUUGGAGUACCAGGGGAUUUUAAUCUGCAGGCUCUAGACUACCUCGAGGAUUGUGGCCUUGACUGGAUCGGCAAUGUGAACGAGCUUAAUGCUGGUUACGCAGCAGAUGGGUACGCCCGUGUGAAGGGUAUCUCUGCGAUCGUUACCACCUUUGGCGUUGGAGAGCUGUCUGCUUUAAAUGCGCUUGCUGGUGCCACAGCGGAAUUAGUCCCCGUAAUCCACAUCGUCGGGUUUCCGUCGACUACUGCUAAGAAAAACAAGCUCCCCAUACAUCAUACAUUGGGAAAUGGUGACUAUGAUGUAUUCAUGGAAAUGAGCGCUCGUAUCUCCAGCGCAGUGGCUAUAUUGGACAAUCCAGCGAAGGCACCCAAACUCAUCGACGACACAAUCAUUGAGUGUUACCGUUCUAGCAAGCCUGUCUAUAUUGGCUUACCAAUGGAUCUUGUGGGGAAAGAUGUUGAUUCAUCGUCCCUCGCUCAGACUCUGGCUCUUGAAAAGUCUCCCUCAGAUCUGGCGGCGGACCAAGAUAUUGUCAUAAACAAAAUCCUUGAGCGUCUUCAGACAGCUCAAAAUCCAAUGAUUGUGAUUGACAGUCUUGCUGGCAGAUACCAGAACUUGCAUUCUACUCGAGCUUUCGUCGAAAAAUCCAAUCUGCCGUGCUUUGUGUUCCCAAUGGCUAAGGGUAUUGUCAAUGAAGAUAUUCCCAAUUUCCGAGGAAUUUUCUCAGGGAAUGUUUCCGUACCUGGAGCUCUUGAACAACUUCACUCCAGUGACUUGGUUCUUCUCAUCGGGUCACGCCCUACCGAUAUCAACACUGCGGGGUUUAGAUCCGAUCUCUCAAGUAUAGAGACCAUCUCUCUCCAGAGAAAUUCAGUGAGACUCGAGAAUAGGGAGUUCCAGGGUAUCUGUCUGAACUCAGUUCUGGAAAGGCUCUCUGACGCUAGUUUUCUGAUAAGAUCAAACUCUAUAUCAUCUUCUUCAGGCAAUGAACAUUCACCACAAAAUUCGAGUCUUGGCACUCCACAAAGCCCAGGAACUCCACCUGAUCUGAAUAUGGAGGAAACUGUACAGAAGCUUCUGGGUAAUAGAUUGAAAUCAAGCCACGCGAUAACCCAUGACUUUCUUUGGGAAAGGAUGAGCUCAUGGCUUGAGGAGGAUGAUAUCCUUUCUCUCGAUCUAGGAACAGCAGCAUUUGGUCCUUUAUGGUCUCAAUACCCUCGUGGUGCCACAUCACUUGUGCAGCUACUAUGGUGUUCUAUUGGAUUUGCACUCGGUGCCGCUGUCGGAGCAGCAAUCGCAGUACGCGAGCAAGAGCAAGAGACCAAGCCAUUGAGGAAAAAGAGAACCAUUCUGUUUACUGGAGAUGGAAGCCUUCAAAUGACAGCCCAAGAAUUGAGUACCAUGAUUCGACAGAAGCUUGGAGUGAUCAUCUUUGUGAUAUGCAACGAGGGUUACACGAUCGAGCGCUAUGUUCAUGGGUGGGACAAGAGCUAUAAUGAUAUCCAAACAUGGGAUUAUCAACUUCUCCCUCAAGUUUUCAACCCAGAGCCAGGUACUCUGCGUACAUUCAGCGUCAGGACGAAGGCCGAGCUUGAGAUGGUUCUGUCUGAUUUCCAGUUUGGACCAGCAGAUAAUUUUGAUAAAGAUCCGCCCCUUCGUCUCGUGGAAAUUCACGUCGAUAAAUAUGAUGCCCCAGAUUCGUUGAAGCGGAUGAUCAAUGAGAUCAAGAACCCCAACUAA